Messenger RNA from Styela clava, 4117 nucleotides. Its product is annotated as cholinesterase-like. Gene Ontology annotation, cellular component: plasma membrane. The record is from RefSeq and is a predicted model, not a curated record. Gene Ontology annotation, biological process: choline metabolic process; acetylcholine catabolic process. Gene Ontology annotation, molecular function: acetylcholinesterase activity. NCBI's taxonomy places the organism in Eukaryota, Metazoa, Chordata, Ascidiacea, Stolidobranchia, Styelidae.
AACAUUGAAUCGAUGAGACGGCAUUUAAUUUUAUUAUGUUUUUAUUCAUAGUGAUAUAUAUGAUAGCAUUCCAAAAACUUGAUAAAACUGCUGCAGCCCAGAUCAAACUCAACACAUGAAAAUGAGUACGACGGGCAUGUGUCGUUUCUGGACACUCUUGUUUUUGACAUGUAUAGCUAUCGUUAUAUAUGAUGAAAACAUGUUUGUGUGUGGGCGCAAGCAUUCGGGCCGUCGAAGCACAGAAAGUGUUAGUAGCGAAACUUCGGAUUCUUUAAAAAGAAAUGAACGGCACAAGCAAUCUCGAAGCGAUAAGAAUAAAAGUGUCACUGGAGAUUCAAGAAAACAAUAUUUCACGUCUAAGGACGAAAUAAUAGUAAAACUACAGAAAGGAAAAUACCGCGGAAGACUCACAGAAGUUUUGUCUAAUACCAAAAUAGCAACAUUUUUAGGCAUGAGAUACGCUGAGGCUCCGAAAAAUGAAAUGCGGUUCAAGAAGCCUGUUCCCGUCAAUAAAUGGAAUGGAAUACGCGAUGCACAGGAAUAUGGAAGUACUUGUUAUCAAUGGCGUGACAACACUUUUGAACCAGGUUACCCUGGUACUGAAAUGUGGAAUGCUAACACCCCGCUCAGCGAAGAUUGUUUAUUCAUGAAUGUUUGGGCUCCCGUCAGUCCUGACUUUUCUGGAAGGAGACUAACAGCUGGUGAAUCUCUUUUGCCAGUGAUGAUCUGGAUUUACGGCGGAGGAUUUUACAGCGGUACUGCUUCCCUUGACGUAUACGACGGAAAAUGGUUAGCUGCCUCAGAACAAGUUGUCGUUGUAUCAAUGAACUACAGAAUAGCAGCUUUUGGGUUUUUAGCGUUUGGAUCUGAAGACGCACCUGGCAACCAAGGCCUGUGGGACCAAAAUCUCGCGAUUCGUUGGGUUCAUGAAAAUAUUCAUCACUUCGGUGGGGAUGCAUCUCGAAUUACCUUGUUUGGCGAGAGUGCAGGUGCUGCCAGUGUAUCUAUGCAUAUGUUAUCGGAACAUUCUGAGGGAUUAUUUCAGAACGUCAUAUUAGAAAGUGCUUCGGCAUUCAGUCCUUGGGCAAUUCUUCCAACAGACGUCAUGCACAAAAGGGCGGAAAUGCUGGCCGAGAAGUUGGGUUGUAAUAAGCGCACAGAAAACGAAACAGAAAAAAAGGAUUCAGAUCUCAAAAAGGAAAUAAUGCAAUGUCUGUACCAAGAAGACCCGCAGACUUUGGUUGACGUUGAAAUUGGAAUGGAAGAUCUUGGAACGGCCAAGUUUCAAAAUGCUGCAAUUGUUGACAAUGAUUUUCUUACAGAAAGUAGAAUUGAAGAUCUUAAAAGUGGAAAGUUUGUUACCGAUGUCAAUAUUCUUGCCGGAUUUAAUGCAAAUGAAGGAAAUUACUUUUUAGUCUAUAGCACGGAAGGAUUCACAGAUAUUCACAACAACAAACCCAUUACGUACGAUCAAUAUCGUUACGGUUUGAAGAAGGGCUUAUGGGGAUAUCCAUGGAUUCCUCUGAACAAGAUGGGAACGCAUGAUAAAAACUAUUCCGAUAUUAUUUUGGACGCAAUCGAUUUUGAAUAUGCAGAUUUUGGUGUGUCUCUUACUGAUCGCGCCCGGUGUCGCAAUGCAAAAACAAAAUGCGCGACAGACAGCUUGGAAAAACAAUCUCAGAAUAACUACAAACUCAUUCUGGAUCACAUUGUUGGCGACAUCAACUUCGUUUGUCCUCUAAUUCAGGUAAUGAAAAAAACGAAAAUUGUACCACCUGGGGGCGUACCAGAAGAUUCAGAGACUGAAGACAUGUUUUCGGGUGACGAUGAAAAAAUAAAUAAUAAAAAUCAGCCAGGAAAAUACAUGUAUAGCUUUUCACACCGCAGUACAAAAACGCCUUGGCCUGAAUGGAUGGGUACUUUACAUGGAUAUGAAAUAGAAUUUGCUUUCGGACUACCUCUGGAUAAAACACUAAACUACACCGAACAAGAAACUGUGCUUGCAAAGAAAAUGAUGAAAUAUUGGGCAAAUUUUGCCAAAUCUGGAAAUCCAAACCUGCCCGUGCAUAAAAAAUCUUCCUCCGAAAACAUUCUUCUUCCAAAUUGGCCGGUUUACAACGAAGACACUGAAGCAUCAUUGGUUUUCAAUAUCGAACCCACAGAAGCAUUUAGCAGCGAGAGGAAAGCUGUCAACUAUGUUGAAUACGAAACGAAAUCACGACAUUGCAGUUUUUGGCAUGACUACUAUCCAACUAUGAGGAAGGCUGUCAAAAAAUUAGGUUCAUCAAAGUGCACACAAGCAUCUGAAGUAAGCUCUGGAGGAAAUUUUGCCAGCAGGCCAUCGACUGCAACAACUUCGAUUAGUUUGUGUAUCUUGGUAACACUCGGACUUCUAUCAUAUACUUUGUAAUUACACUCGAAAAACGUAACAAAAGUUCUAAAUUCCAUUGUGAAAAUAUUAUUUAGUAAAUUUUUUUUUUUGCUUGCCCAAAGAACUUAACAUCCAAUCACAAGUUCCAUUGUGCGUGGGUUGGACUAAUUUUACGCAAAAUGUACGUUGCAAAUCAGACAUGCCAUGAGUACGGGCUAAUAAUGGAUUUGUCCUAUAGGACAUAAAUGAAUGUGCCCAAAAUCAGGUGCCGAAUAAAUUGGUAUCAAUUAGGUUUUGUCAAUCAGGAAAAGCAGUGUCUCAUUUAAUAUUUUACAUAAGUUUUUGUUGUAACAAAAUAUACUUAUAAGAUUUAUUUGUAAAAAUAUUAACCUUGGCUUUGUUGCCGCGUCAGAUUUCUGACAACAUUGAAUUUUCUCGUUUCCCACGAAAAAAUUUAAAGAAAGUGUUAAUGAUAAGACCACUAAUUUCUCCCGUAAAACUAUUUUUAUGGAUUUCUAUAAUGGUCAAAGAUUUGUUUUGGAAGGAACUGAGAAAGAGUAUAAGAAUUGAACGAAAAUAUUCUGUUACGUAUUAUUCAAGUAUUAAAUUAUCCAAUAUGAUAUUUUUUAUUCAAGACAGAACUAGUAGGAUUAAAAUAAAAUGUAUUUUCCAGUUAUUAAAUUUUACAAGAUUGAAAAUACUCAUUUAUACUGAUUCGAUUUUUCCCGACAAAAUCAAUGCAAAUGAGGUAAUGAAUCACUAACCUCGAAGUCAUGCCGCAAUUGCCUCAAUUCAGCUUCUAAUGUUACCAAUGUUUUAAAAAAAUCCACAACAUUUACUUAUUUUCUGUGAAAUUUAAAUUUAUUGUACGAUAUCGCCACCAUAUCACCUACUCCUCACCACCAAAUAAUGAAUAUCCCAAUCAAGCUGCAAUCUAAUCAUGGUCAGACAAGCGAAAUGUCGCUAAGUCGCAAUUAAGGCUGUGGCGGCAGAAAUUGAAAAACUGAGUUUUUAAAGCUUAAAACUCAAAGCAUACUAUGAGACGAUGGGUUUUCCUUAUUUUUUUUAUUCAAAGAAAGAUCGAUUCAGGCCAAACAAUGUUCAUUUGUCAAAUCCGUUCUGUCGGCGUCUCUUACCCGAUUAGUAAUGAUUAAUAGAUCGAAGAUUACCAACCAAUGCAGAAGAAGCAAACCAAUGCUGAAAAGUAGUUUGCUCGCCAGAGAAACACGGGUUCUGUUGCACCUAUAUAUCAUAUAUACCAAAUUUUUUUUUGUAAAGUUAGAUUAGGUUGGCCAGUUGAUCUGUAAAUAACUUUACUUCUAAAAAUGUACACAAGCGAUAUAGAAUGAUAUGUCACGAUGUUUAUCCGUCGACUGUGUAACAGGCUAUCUAUACGUUUCAAAAUUAUAUUGAAUAUUGUUAAACAUGUAACCUCAUCUUAUAUACUAAAUAGGCAAUCUCGUCUAAGAUAGUCCCAGGUGUUAAGAGACUUGAUUUAUAAUCAUUUACAUUUUUUGGGCGAUAUUUUUUGUUUUGUAUUCAUUUUUGCAUGAUCUAUUAGUUUGAUCAUAUUUUACUAUCUUAAAUCUUAUGUCAAUACUCAGAAGACGACUUUAUUUCUUCGCCUACCAUUGUUAUUUUUGUUUGUUAUUAUUUUAGUAAAUUGUUGAUAUUAUGAUAUACACGUAUACCUUAUAAUUUUACUCAUAUUUUAUUAUAAAUCAUCAAUACACAAAUCUUCUGUAU